UAACACUGAAGGCACGUGGGAAAAAAUACGUGACGUCACGUUCUUUUCGCGGACAUCAAGUCUCUGGCGGCUGUACUUUCGAGUUCUACCAUUCGUAACUGAAAAAUAAAGGCGGAACCGUCAACAUGUCAGGAGGUUUGGAUAUUCUGAGUCUGAAGGAAGACGAUGUAUCGAAAAUGUUGGCUGCGACCACACAUAUCGGUACAACCAACUGCGACUUUCAGAUGGAACAAUACAUCUACAAAACUCGUGCCGAUGGAGUUUAUAUCAUCAAUCUGAAAAAGACCUGGGAGAAGCUUCAACUUGCUGCUCGUGCGAUUGUUGCAAUUGAGAAUCCAGUAGAUAUUUGUGUCAUUUCAUCGAAACAGUUUGGACAACGUGCUGUUCUCAAAUUCGCAUCUGCUACUGGUGCAACUGCUAUUGCUGGAAGAUACACACCUGGUGCUUUCACCAAUCAGAUCCAGGCUGUCUUCCGAGAGCCUCGCUUGUUGAUUGUAACGGAUCCUCGCACUGAUCAUCAACCUAUUUGUGAGUCCGCUUAUGUCAACAUCCCUGUGAUUGCAUUCACAAACACUGAUUCUCCUCUUCGAUACGUCGAUAUUGCCAUCCCUUGCAAUAACAAAGCCAAGCAUUCUAUUGGUCUCAUGUGGUGGUUGCUUGCACGAGAGGUUUUACGCCUUCGUGGAACAAUUUCCCGCACUCAAGAUUGGGAUGUCAUGGCUGAUCUUUACUUCUUCAGAGAACAAGAAGAAAUUGAGAAGGAUGAAAUCGCUCAAUUAGAGAAAGAACAAAAAGAAACUGAACAGCAGCAAUCAUACCAACAAGACUGGGGUGGUGAACAGACUCAACAAGACUGGGCUGGUGAGCAAACUGGAAUCUUGGAUGCUAGUGCCAGUCAACCAACAACCCAACAAGUUGCUACUGGGGGUUUCGAUACCAACACAACUGAUGAUUGGUCAGCAGCUCCUGACCCGAAUCAAGCCAGCGAUUGGGGUGCUGCUCCAGCACCACCACCACCAGCCGCGGGAACCACUCCUGGUGUCACAGCAGAUUGGGGAGCGAGUACAGAGUGGUGAAGAGUUCCAGAAUAUGCCCAUCUUGUAUCGCAAUGCAUUGUGAACUUGCAAUAAAAAUUUUGGGCAAUAUCUUA
Molecule: messenger RNA, 1150 nt
Organism: Styela clava
Lineage: Eukaryota; Metazoa; Chordata; Ascidiacea; Stolidobranchia; Styelidae
Product: small ribosomal subunit protein uS2-like
Biological process (GO): translation
Cellular component (GO): small ribosomal subunit; ribosome
Molecular function (GO): structural constituent of ribosome
Source: RefSeq, a predicted model, not a curated record